Phanerochaete carnosa HHB-10118-sp is the source of this 3990-nucleotide messenger RNA. RefSeq lists its product as uncharacterized. Gene Ontology annotation, molecular function: DNA binding. The record is from RefSeq and is a predicted model, not a curated record. The coding region runs from base 1 to 3990 and encodes 1329 amino acids. Lineage: Eukaryota; Fungi; Basidiomycota; Agaricomycetes; Polyporales; Phanerochaetaceae. The transcript is spliced from 5 exons.
AUGCGCAGCAACUGCGAAGGCCCGUACUCUGGCACUGCGGUCGUCAAAGUACUGGCGAGAGCGCCUUCUCCCAGAAUGUUCGUGCCCGCGAGUGGUGCUUGUCAAACCUUACAGACCGUUUUCCCACCCAUGCUAGAUUGUUUAGUCGGAAGGAUCCCUGCUCUAGACCUCGCCCCUUCAGACAUCGACGGCUUCGUGGUUGACUCACAGCGCACAUCAUCAUCCUCUAGAGGCUGUAUACCUGUAGCGGGCGAUCCGGAUCCUUGUAUCGCUUUCCAUUUUUUAUAUUCCCGCUAUGUGUUAUCGAUGAGGAGCUCGACCGCGGUACGAGCUGGGGCGGCAAGCUCUACCAGGCCAGGAAUUAAAUCGGCCGACGGCGCUGUCCUGAUCCGCGUUGCGCGUCUGCUCAUCGCGUCCUCAAAUCUGAGAAAGGCAACUCCCGACGUCUUCUUCCUCUACCCAUCAUCCUCUCCCUCAGCCAACAUGCCAUCCAACAGGCAUGUACUUCCGGAUGCUCUCAGUGCCGAGCUCGAGGCGGCAUGGCAGCGCGACAAACGCGUCCCGACGCUCGAGUCGCGACGUGCGUGGGCAGAGGUCCGGAACAUCGACCCUGAGGCCGUGCGCCUCUGGUUUUUCAGGCGGCGAUGGAAGGCCAUAAAGAGGGAAGGCGAGAAGAUUGGCAAGGAGACGUACGACCUCCCCGCUGAUGCGACCCGCAAGCACCAGCGCACGGUGGCCCCAGAGCCGUCGGCGUCGACCAAGAGCGUGCGCGUAAAACGCGAACGCGCGCCGUCGCCCACCAUUGGGCCGCCUGUGCGCCCUGCCAAGAAGAUCAAGGCGGAACCCGCUGAGCCGAGUCCGGACGCACCGCGAUUGACGCGUCAUACGCGUGCACACGACGCGCGGCCACACCCCGACUGUCUCGUCUGCUUCCCCCCGAAGGCGGCAUCUACUCGCAAAGAUAAAUCGUUGAAAUCCCCUGGCAAGUCUCAAGUCAUCAGGCACACUCGUGCGCACGACUCUGCUCCGGUUCCAGGCUGUAUCGGCUGUUUUCCGCGAGGCAGAUCCGCAUACACCCAGCCGACGCCGCCUAUCGCCACCGUUGUGCGCAGAGCUACCAGAGCUGCUCGCUGUAUGCGCCCGUCUACGCCGCCCUUGGAACACUGUUUUCCUUCCUCUGACGUGGAAGAAGAACCCUUAACCCCCUUGUCCUCAGGAGGCGAAGGCCUGCCGCUCACCAACACUAAACCUAAGCUAGAUCUCGAUGCUUGUACGUUCUCAAGCUCUCUCGAGCUUAUGCAGAAGUUUGCCUCCGACUGUACCUCCUUGGGCCCUCGGACCACCACACAAGGCGCAUAUACUCCACCUCCGUUUUCUUCUGCCAGUUUGGCCUCUGGACCGUCCUCUAAAAAUAUCUCGCAUGCUGCCCGCUUCGUAGAGCAUCCCACUGGCCUUUCUGACCCGGUUGUCAUCUCAAACGUCCCUUGCACUUCAUCUAGCUCUGCUCCUUCCGGCCCGGUCACCGCUGUGUCUGCUCGCCCUAUCCGGUCGUCGAGUCCUGUCCUUCCUCCGCGCUUCAAACGCAAACUUGUCAAAACGGAGCCUGUAGACAUUCCUCCCCUUUUUUCUUCCAAGCGUGCCCCCGUCCCCGGUGAGGACUGCGCUGCUCCGGCGGUGGUGAACGGAACCUUCCCCGAACCGCCUGCGGUUAUUGAAUCGGCGGUCUCCGGCAGCAAUCUGCACCUUGCGCCUCCUACUCGCUGCGCUAAGGUUGUUUUUACGCUGGAACCACAGCCCGCUGGCGAACUUCAGAACACCGCUUCAAACCCUGGGCCCGUGCAUACUGGGACUGUGUCUAGUGAUUCGGCUUCCGCUCUUACCUCUGGAUUUGCAUCUACUGUCUCUCUCAUGCGCUCUGAUACGCCUCCAGCGUCGUUCAAGUCUACUGAUUGCAGUGAUGUCCACCUUGACGUUGGUCGGACCACGCCUGUGAAAACCCCCAUUGAGAAUGGUUCAGAAGGCACCCAUUCUGCAGACGCAGAUAUUGCUCGGAAGCCCGACGAGAAUUCAGAAAAUGACCAUGCACCCCUGCCUGAUGUCGACGUUGAGCAUGCAGACUGCCAAGAGCUUCUGGUGCGCGGUCCACUAGUGAACGAUAUCCUCUUCAAUAGUGCUGUGCACAAUACUCAUCGUGCUAACUGUAACGACAAAACCGUUUCCGCGCCAUUGAAUGAAGAAAACCGUAGGCCAACAAACGACGAAGCCACGGCUCCACAAUGCCAUCAACGUCAUUCGCACGAUUUUCCAAACGAAAGCAGGGUACGAGCACGUCUGUCUCUCCCAACUGUCGUAGCGUCGUCGGUCUCUUCGCGGUGCGUUCUCACCGAGGCCGACUGUUUGCAGAGUACGCCCUCCCUGCCGACGCUGGCUCGACUCUUCCCGCUCCGUCCUGUUUCGUGGACCGGUCCAGCAAAACGCGCUGACGCUGCUGGUGGUGUCAGCUUAUCGAGACCCUCCGCGCGCCAUCCCCAACCACCUCCUGCCAUCGCCUCGAGCAACUCUUCGCGGCAUCAAGACGUCCGGCGGAGAACCGUCUCCGUUCCUGCUGUCACAACAGCUGACUCUCCCAAUGCUAGACCGCAGGAGCUCCCGCCGCCGCAUCGUCCGACUGGUGCCCCGGCUUCGCGCCCUAACUCACCGGAGCCGCGGCGUCCGCCCAGGCCAAUUCGCCCUGGGUCGGACACCACGUGUGCGGGCGGCAGUGGCAGUAAACAGGCCGUACACGGCGAGAAGAUGCAGGACGAUACCGUUGAAAACCCGGCUCAGCCUAUUAUCGAAGAGAAGGAGAAGCUUGCCGCCGCGCCAGAUACCGUUGUCAGUGCACCAGUGGAGGAGAAGACUGGAAACGUUGUGGUGCCCCCGGCGCCUGUGCUUGCACCGUUAUCUGCCGCAGCAGUUGGCCAAACUUUGCGUGUGACAUAUAGCUCUGAGGAUGGUGAGAGUUUGGUAUCGUCUGUGGCUCGAUAUGCUGAUGUCCCAAGUUCAGAGCCUCUGAGAGGGAUCGCAGUCAGGCGGAAGGGCAAGGCAGCCCCCGAUCGUUCAAGCUCUCAGCGCGAACGGAAAGCGGCUCAUGGUAUGCUGCCCAAUUUGUCGCCUAGCAAUCCAAGUUCGACAUUGUCAUGGUCGGCAGAUGCGCCUGGCGAGACAGCUGCCGAUACUGAGGUCGCAGCUCCGAAAGCCAAGCCGGCCGUGCGCAAGAAGAGAGGCAAGGUCGCAGUCGACAAGAAGGCGGCUGGUGACAAGAACAAACACGAUACCGACGCUGCUCCGGGAGAUGGUGGUUCUGCCGACGUUCAUGUCGGUCGCAAACCGAAGCCGAAACGGCCCCGGAAGCCUCGCAAGAAGGCACAGCCCCCAGCAAGCCCGCAUGCCCCUGCCCUCUGUGUGCCCGAUGCGGAGUGGCAGGCACUCUGGGCUGGGCCGUCGUCGCUGUUUCCCGGUCCUGUGCCCUCUCUUCUCGGCGACGAACGUCCUGCAGAUGCGUCUCGUGGGCGAGAUGCUUCUGGCGCGAGCACCUCUGGCCCCGUGCUGAUGCACCCGCCGCGCCAAUAUGCGUAUGACCCUGGAUCGUUGAUUGCGUAUCAGGGGUGCCAGUGGGACGCCAACGGCUUUGCGGGUAUGGAGCUUAGCGCGCUGCCUUGGCUGGCCUCGACGAGGGGCAAUAAUAACAGUGAGUGCGCAGAUGGUCUGUUGGCAGCUGCGAUUAAUGAGAGCUAUGCAGUCGCCGCGAAGAUCGAAGCCGACAUCGACCUCGGCAUGGAGACACCGUCGAGCGACGAUAGUUUCUUGAACUUUGGCCUCCCUGCGGAUGAUCCUGCCUGGGGCUCGUAUUUGCAGCUCCUUCCGCAGCAGCCUACGAAGCUGUGGGUGCCCUUUGAGGACGGCGUGAGCGGCGUCGCUAGGGAUACGUCGCCGGGCCGCGAAUGCUGA